UUCUCUGGCGCGAGACAGACUCGGCUCUUAUUAUACCACCGCAGGAGGCUGCGGCAACACAGAUCGCGUUCUUUUUUCUCACCGGAUAAACAGACAGAGAGAAUAAUAACGGACGACUAGCUGUUAUAAUCACCGUCCGCUCUCCUUCAAUACCGAAAACACUACUGGGACCAAAGACAGUCUCCGUUCAGUCUUUUCUGUCCCCUGUCUGUCUGUCUCUCCCUCAUUCCCUUCCUCUCUGUCUCAUCCUCUCUUUCCCUCCUCCUUCCCUUCUCUCUCUGCGAUGCGGGGCUGUGGGUGAGACUGUGGGUGAGGGUCCGUUUCCAGUCUGAAGCUGGGGAAGCUAAAGGUGGUGCGGCGGCAGCUGCUGCAGAGGUAUGAGCACCAGCCAUUUGUGUCGUGUCUGGCUGGUCUGUACGGCUGUCAAUGGAGACGCUACCAGAGGGCCAAGUCUCAGCCUGGGGAGUGCUGCUGCAGCAGGGUGGAGUGUGGGAGCGUGGUCCUCCUGGUCCUGACCUUCCUCCUCUCCUCUCUGUUCCUCUACUUCUGGAGCCAGGCUCACAACGAUUACAAUGACUUUGAUUGGUUUAACUUUGAGACUCUGGGAUUCUGGUUCCCCUGGUCUCUGGUGCUGCUGGUUGUUGCUGCUGCUCUGUUCACCUACAUCGCUCUGCUGCUGGUACUGGCAGUGUGUUUACUGUCUGAGGGACAGAGGCUGUACCUUCACUGGAGUCACAAGAUGGGGAUCGUAGUGACCCUGGCGUUCUCUGUCAGUGCCACGGCCGUUCUGUCUGAGGUCUGGAGUAAAGAAUGGAAGACCCUCCUCCUCUCACUGCAGGUCACAGCCCCCUUUCUUCACGUAGGUGGGGUUUUAUUGAUGACUCUCCUGUCCUGGCCAAUAGCGCCGCACCUUUUUCGCAUGAACAAGAGAGUGCAUCAGGUGUGUCUUUUGGGUGUGUACCUCAGUGUAUUGUUCAGUCUGUCCCUGGUUCCUCUGGCCAUGUAUUCUCCCUGCAUCAGAGAAGCUGGAACCCUGGGACCCAAACCAACACUCCUCGGACACAGAGGAGCUCCCAUGCUUGCUCCAGAGAACACUCUAAUGUCCUUUGAGAGCGCAGUGGAGGCUGGAGUGGACGGGCUAGAGACUGACGUCACUAUAAGUGCUGAUGGCGUUCCGUUUGUGAUGCAUGACCUGACCCUGCAGAGGACCACUAACGUAGAGGAGGUGUUUCCUAACAGAACACACACACCUGCUGCCCUGUUCAUCUGGUCUGAUGUACAGCUGCUCAAUGCUGGGGCCUGGUUCCUCUCUCGGGAUCCGUUUGGCACGGUGUCCUCUCUGUCUCCAGAGCAGAGAGCACUAGCUGCCAAUCAGAUGGUUCCCUCCCUGGCUGAAGUUCUGGACAUAGCGAAUCGGGUGGGCAGGACAGUGCUGUUUGACCUGAGACAACCUCCGCCUGGACACCCUUACAGAGACAACUACCUCAACAUCACCCUCGACCUCAUACACACACACAUCAACUCCAGCCAGGUGCUGUGGCUGCCAUCAGAUCAGAGAGAGGAGAUACAGCAGGUGGAUCCAGAGCUGCAACAGACAGCAGGACAGACUGCCUCUAUACAGGAACUACAGAACAACCACAUCACUACCCUCAACCUGCACUACAGCACCAUGUCUCUACAGCACAUCAGUAAGUACAGGUCGGUGAACAUCAGUGUGAACCUGUAUGUAGUGAACCAGCCGUGGCUUUACUCUCUGGCCUGGUGCAGUGGAGCAUCCUCUGUUACCACCAACAACAUGCUACUGAGAGAUAUACACACACCGCUGCUGCUUGUGACUCCAGAGCAGUACAGUGUGAUGUGGGUUCUGACUGACCUGGUCUCUGCUGCUCUCAUCGUCUGUGUCUUCAUAUUCCACUGGUGGCGUGAGCGAGGCCUACACUUCUGGUCAGGCAGUAGACAGACACACGAGACCGGGCCUUAUAGCAAGUUCAGGACCGAGCUCAGUGACGUCUGGUCCAUCUCCAGUGGGAAUGUCCGAACAGAACUACGGACCCCCAGUACCCUCCACACCAUCACAGAGGAGUAACACACACACAGUCACACACAAGUGUGAACGCACAAGAAUAAGCAAAGGGAAACAGAGAGGAAAACAAGAGAUGGAACUGAAUGUGUAAAAAGAGGAAGAGGGUGAUGUAAUAUGAAAGAUAAACCAGUAUUUUGAUAAUCCUGACUAAGACUGUUGUUCCUGUGUCCUCACCUGACCAGCUCAUUCACUCUCCCUCUGGUGACCACUGGAACUGCAGAACUGAAUUGCUCAAAUAUGAAAUAUACACUGAACAAAAAUAUAAACGCAAAAUGUGAAGUGUUGGUCCCAUGUUUCAUGAGCUGA
This is a messenger RNA of Coregonus clupeaformis (lake whitefish), 2389 nucleotides long. RefSeq names its product glycerophosphodiester phosphodiesterase domain-containing protein 5-like. The transcript has 17 exons. The record is from RefSeq and is a predicted model, not a curated record. Lineage: Eukaryota; Metazoa; Chordata; Actinopteri; Salmoniformes; Salmonidae. Bases 740 to 2086 code for a protein of 448 amino acids. Gene Ontology annotation, cellular component: membrane. Gene Ontology annotation, biological process: lipid metabolic process. Gene Ontology annotation, molecular function: glycerophosphodiester phosphodiesterase activity.